Molecule: messenger RNA, 1941 nt
Organism: Carassius carassius (crucian carp)
Lineage: Eukaryota; Metazoa; Chordata; Actinopteri; Cypriniformes; Cyprinidae
Gene: twf1a
Product: twinfilin actin-binding protein 1a
Exons: 9
Coding region: 16-1179 (387 amino acids)
Biological process (GO): regulation of lamellipodium assembly; actin filament depolymerization; positive regulation of neuron projection development
Cellular component (GO): actin filament; cytoplasm; myofibril
Molecular function (GO): actin monomer binding; actin filament binding
Source: RefSeq, a predicted model, not a curated record
GUUUGAUGUCCGCGCAUGCGCAGCGCGGAGGGCGGGGCGAUGCGUCAGAGGCACGUGACGUCAUCGCAGCUCCGCUUCCUUCUUCCGGGAUCGAGAGUCUCCCAACAUCCUUCGACGAGUGAAAUAAUGUCUCACCAGACGGGUAUUCAGGCUGCUGACGAGGUGAAGGAUGUUUUUGGCAACGCCAGGAACGGAGAGUACCGACUCCUGAAGAUCGUGAUCGAGAACGAGGAGCUGGUUUUAGGCCUCACCAAAGCGGCCGCUCGCAGCUGGGAGGAAGACUAUGAUGCUCUUCUGCUUCCUGUGCUGGAUAAAGAGCUGCCCUGUUAUAUCCUGUACCGCCUGGACUCCACCAACAGCCUGGGACACGAGUGGAUCUUCAUUGCCUGGUCACCGGACCACUCGCCUGUGCGCCACAAAAUGCUGUACGCCGCCACCAGAGCCACGCUCAAGAAGGAGUUCGGCCUCGGACACAUUAAAGAUGAGAUGUUCGGGACCGUGAAGGAUGAUGUUUCUCUGAGUGGAUAUAAGAAACACGUCAUGGCUCAGUCAGCUCCUGUGCCCCUGACGGCCGCUGAGGAGGAGCUACGACAGAUCAAACUCAGUGAGGUUCAAACAGACAUUCACGUGAACACUACGAAGCAAACUCUUCAGGGUUUGGCGUUCCCUCUGGACGGAGAGGCCUUCACUGCGCUACAAGAGUUCAAGGACAAAAAACUCAACUACGUUCAGCUGAGCAUCAAUUUUGAGAAGGAGCUGAUCAUGCUGUCGAACACGGACGCCACGGAGGUGAAGGAUCUGCCCAAGAGGAUCCCCAAAGACACGGCGCGCUAUCACUUCUUCCGCUACAAACACUCGCACGAGGGCGACUUCCUGGAGUCUGCAGUGUUUAUUUAUUCGAUGCCGGGAUACAGCUGUGGGAUCCGUGAGCGCAUGCUGUACUCCAGCUGUAAGAAUCCACUGCUGGAGAUGGUGGAGAACAAACUGCAGAUGGAGGUGGAGAAGAAGUUGGAGAUCGAUAACGGCGAUGAGCUGACCGCUGAUUUCCUCUACGAUGAGGUUCAUCCCAAGCAGCACGCGCACAAGCAGGCGUUCGCCAAACCGCGCGGGCCGACCGGGAGAAAAGGUGAGCGCAGGAUCACGCGACGCCCCGGAGACGGCCAGGAAGCUGACGAUUAACAGCAGACGAGCGCCAAUCCAAGAGACCACGCCAUUCAUUCCUCACAGAAUACGAUGCAGAGCUAUGCACAAUGUGACACAAACACCUCUGCAGUGCAUUUUUGAGCUGUACUUCAAAUUACAAACGAACGAACCAAUUACUAAAAACAAGGCUUUAGUGAUUUUUAAACUGUGCCAAAAUCAGGUCAAGACGUGAUCUCUGCAAACCGUCGGCAUUCCUUUUAUUGUGUCUUAUAUUGUUUUAUUUUUCUAUUUUGUACCAACCACGAGGGAGAUGUUAAUCACAUGGCUCACAUCCGAUGGAUCAAACUCAUUUUUUUACGAAAUAAACUCAUUUUUUGAUAUGAUUGUUUUGGUUCCCAUGUGCCAGGAAGCUCAUUUUUCUAUGCAAAUGCUCUUCUGUUGUUUUGUUUUCUGAUGUUUUUGUCUCCGAUUGUGGCUUGAGGUGUAUUUUCCCGCCGUCUCCUGAGACGAUGGAGUCAGAUCAGGACGCAUUAUCACGAUGAAUCUAAAAAGGGAGGAUGGAAAUAUGGGUGAAUUCGAUUGAAUCACUGUUAGGUCAAAACGAACACAGGUCACAUGGAGUAUCUACGGUCAUUUGGCAAACCACUGUUUAGCAGCAGCUCUUGAGUUUCACAUGUAGCCUGUCUGUGCCGAGUGUGUGUGUGUGUGUGUGUGUGUACAGACGCCUCAGAUACUCGUCUGUGUACAACUUUGUUUUGUUUUUUUUCUAGAGAAAAAUAAAGUAUUCAAAUCAUUGAA